CGCCGCCGCCCUGAGCCGCGCGGUCCCCUCGGUCCCCUGGGUCACGGGCAUGGCGCGCGCGGCGGGGCGCGAGCGGCGGCUCCUGGCCGUCUACACCGGCGGCACCAUCGGCAUGCGGAGCGAGCGCGGCGUGCUUGUCCCCGGGAGUGGCCUGGAGGCCGUGCUGCGGACCCUGCCCAUGUUUCACGACGAGGAGCACGCCCGGGCCUGUGGGCUCCCCGAGGACACCCUGGUGCUGCCGCCCGCCAGCCCCGACCAGAGGGUCAUCUACAGGGUGCUGGAGUGCCAGCCGCUCUUCGACUCCAGUGACAUGACCAUCACCGAGUGGGUUCAGAUCGCCCAGACGAUCGAGAGGCACUACGAGCAGUACCAUGGCUUCGUGGUCAUCCACGGCACCGACACCAUGGCCUUCGCUGCCUCCGUGCUCUCCUUCGUGCUGGAAAACCUGCAGAAAACCGUCAUCCUCACCGGGGCCCAGGUGCCCAUCCACGCGCUGUGGAACGAUGGCCGUGAGAACCUGCUGGGCGCCCUGCUGCUGGCCGGCCAGUACGUGAUCCCCGAGGUCUGCUUGUUCUUCCAGAAUCAGCUGUUUCGGGGCAACCGAGUGACCAAGGUGGACACGCGCGGGUUCGCGGCCUUCUGCUCCCCCAACCUGCCGCCUCUGGCCACCGUGGGCGCUGACGUCACACUCAACCGGGAGCUGGUGCGGAGGGUCCGCGGGCAGGGCCGGCUGGUGGUGCACAGCUGCAUGGAGCUCGACGUGGGCCUGCUGCGCCUCUACCCUGGGAUCCCCGCCACCCUGGUCCGGGCCUUCCUGCAGCCCCCCCUGAAGGGCGUGGUCAUGGAGACCUUCGGCUCGGGAAACGGGCCCACCAAGCCUGACCUGCUUCAGGAGCUGCGGGCGGCGGCCGGGCGAGGCCUGGUCAUCGUCAACUGCACCCACUGCCUUCAGGGCGCCGUCACCUCGGACUACGGCGCUGGCACGGCCCUGGCGGGAGCCGGCACCAUCUCGGGCUUCGACAUGACGUCGGAGGCGGCCCUGGCCAAGCUGUCGUACGUGAUGGGCCUCCCGGGGCUGAGCCUGGACAGCCGGAAGGAGCUGCUGGCCAGGGACCUGCGUGGGGAGAUGUCGCCGCCUGCGGUGCACGAGCUCCGGCCCUCUCUGCGGGGCAGCGCGCUGGGCCGCGGGGUUGCCCAGCUCCUCAGUGUGAGCCAGGAAGCUGAUGACGUGUGGGACACCCUGGCGCCCAGCCUGGCCUGUGCUGCGGCCUACGCCGGCGACCUGGAGGCCCUGCAGGCGCUGGCAGAGCUGGGCACUGACCUGAGCCUGGAGGACUUCGGGGGUCAAACUCCUCUGCACGCGGCCACCCGCGGGGGCCAGGCCGCGGUGGUCACCAUGCUGCUGCAGAGAGGGCUGGAUGUGCACGCGCGGGACAAGGACGGCCUCAGCCCGCUGCUGCUGGCCCUGAGGGGCAGCUGGGACUCUGCCAUGAGCCCCCGACGGGCAGCUCCGCUGUAACACAGAGCCCCUGGGGGCUGGCUGGUCGGCCGCCCAACAUCUGCAGCAAACGCCACUGCAGCCGGAGCGCAGCAGUGCCAGGCCUGAUCCGCGGUGCCCUGAGGGGCCCGGAGGGGCUCAGCAAGGAUGCGGAUGCUGCCGUCUGACUGCCAGCGCCUUUUGGUGGAAGUUCAUUCAACAGUGUUCUUCCUGUGCCACCUCCUCUGCCCCCCAGCAGCCCGGGGACGGGGGCUCCCCUGCUGCGGCUCAGGUGAGGGAUCGUGGGGUGUUCCCUAGUCUGUAGCUUGGAGUCGUGUUGUACGAUGUGCAUAUACACCUUACAGACUGAUGAAAAUAAACGUAUGUUCUAAAGCAUCACCGUGUCCUGGGGCUGGCUGUCCUCUCUCCCCCAGGCCUGGUCGUGGUCUCUCCCUCUUCCUUCCAACCCCAGAGGAAGGGAAAUGAAGACGGUUGUGGGAGGGGUGGCCAGGUCCUCACCUGCCUUGCCUCUGGCACUGUGGUCUCCCAGCAAGUCCCCAGCUGCUGUCACCAUCCUUCUCUUAGCCGGGGAAGGGACGCCUCCUGAAACCUUCCAAUGCCCCGACCCAGGCCCCUGCCCCCCCCCUCCCUUCUGCUUUGAGCUUCUGCUGCCUCAAGGAGCCGGGCUGGGGAGAGGACUUGGUCCUCCACCUGCCUCCGCCUCACCCCACAUGGGCCCCUGGCUGGCUGCUACCAUGCCCAGUGUGGCCGGGCUCUAGUCACUGGGAGGGGCAAGGUCGGAGGGCUUAGGGGCUGAAGUGAUGGAGGACCCUCCUCUGCCGUACCAUCCCCCCCUCCUGGCACAGACUGAGAGUCAGUCGUGGUUACACGUCCCAGCCCUGCCGCCCAUAAGCAAGUGACCUUGGCAACUCCCUGCUCCUCUCAGAGAGCCCUUUGCUUCCUCUGGCAGAGGGGGUGGUAGUGCCCACUUGUGGUUCUCGCUGGAGGGGCCACUGAGACCAUCAGCCAGACUCCCAGAGCGCUGACGUGGGGCAGAGCUAGAGCUUAUCCCGGGGACGGUAAUGCCUUGUAGGGGGAGGGCUGGUGGGGGGAAGACGCCAGGUGUUGAUGGGGUGGGGCCUCACAGCAGGCCCCCUUGGCUCCUGGGGCUUUCUGUGACCAGCCCUGUCUUUCCUGACAUCCACUGCACCCCCGCCCCGCCCCCGCCUCUGCCACUCCUCUCUGUCUGGUGGACGAUGCUGAAGGUCCCCAGUAUCCAUUCUCUUUAGCAGUGGAAGCCCCUAGUGUCGGCUGGACAUGUGGCCCCCUGGGCUGCUAGUGUGGGGCUCUGGCCCGCCCCUACGUCCUCUGUCCCCUUCCCGGGUGGAUCCAGGCCGCCGCGGUGCUGAUCCCGCCCUGGCCUUUCAGACAAUGCCCCCCCUCCGCGCUCCCCCCGCCACGGUAGAGCAUCCCUGGUCGAGACUGACCAACUCAUCAAGGUUUGCCUGGGACUUUCUGGUUUUAACACUGGAAAUCUCAUGUUCUAGGAACCCUCUUUGUCCCAGGCAAACUGGGACAGCUGGUCAGCCUACCCUGGACCAGCUCAGGGGACCUGCCACCCUGGCUUCUUGGACCCCUUACCAGCGUCUUUUCCACAAGAGAAAUUAACCUUCUGUCUUUUUAAAGCCUCUGUUACUUUGGUCUCUAGUAAAGUAGCUAAACCAGUCUUCUGAGUGAGUGGUUCUCUGGCUUCGCUGUGUGGCUGUCACUGGGUGGGCUGGUGAAGAUCGCCAGGCCCAGACUCAGAGGGGCAGGAGGGGCAGGGAACCUGUGCCUUGGCCAAGUUCCCUGGUGAUUCUGAUCGAGGCCCGAGGCUGGGAACCACUGUCUUAAGUGGUAGAUCUCAGCAAGAGAAAAGAACUGGAGGAAGAUGGCCAGUUCUCAACCUCAGAGGGGCCUGGAGUUAGACUCACUGUAGCCCGGGGGCAGCCCCCUGCAGGUUGCCUGUGCGGCAGGGACUCAGGUAGGGAUGCUGCGGAUGGAGGGGCUGACAGGCAGGCCAGAACAGACACUGCCUCCGAGGCUGAGAAUCUUCACAGAGGAGGAGGGACAGAUGACAGUUCCCUACUUUCUCCACACCCUCAGUGACGUGGUGCGUGUCCACUCGGGGAGGGCUCUGGGGCCACUGUGAUGGGUUCUUAGAGACUGCAGGGCCCAUGGAUGGGAGGGGACAUGUCCAAGCGAGCUUUCCUCAAGCCCUCCGGUCGUUGGGGAUCACCCUUGUCUUUAUUUUUUCAGUUUCUAGAGGUAUAAUUAACAUAUAGUAAAUGUGCAACAUGUGUUUAAAGUGUUCAUAAUCUGAUGACUUCUGGCACAGGUAUACAUCUGGGAAACCAUCACCAUUAUCAAGAUAAGGAGCAGAUCCACCUCCCAUCGGGCUUCCCUAGCCCUUUGUGGUUCCUUCCUCCCUUCCCUGACAUCCCUCCCCACCCUCCCACCCCACGUUUUCUUUGUUGGGUUUUCAAAUGCAAAUUCAAUAUCUUUAAUGGCUAUAGGACGAUUCAGGUUAUCUGUUUCUUCUCAGGUGAGUUUUAUCAGUUUGUGUCUUCCAAGGAAUUUAUUUAAUGUAAAUUGUCAGAUUUAUUUGUAUAAAGUUAUUCAUAAUGCCUCCUUCCUUCCUUCCUUCCUUCCUUCCUACCUUCCUUCCUUUCUUUCCUCUCUCACCUUCCUUCCCUGUGUUGGGUCUUAGUUGCAGCACACAGGAUUUUCCUUGUGGCCCACGGGCUCUUUGUUGCAGCAUAUGGGCUUCUCUCUAGUUGUGGGGCACAGGCUGGGGAGAACGCAGGCUCAGUAAUUGCGGCACAUGGCCUCUCUAGUUGUGGCACGCCCCAGCUCUAGAGUGCACAGGCUUAGUUGCCCUGUGGCAUGUGGGAUCUUAGUUCCCCCACCAGGGAUCAAACCCAUGUCCCCUGCAUUGGAAGGUGGAUUCUUAAUCAUUGGACCACGAAGGAAGUCCUUCCAUUAUUCUUCUUUUGACAUCUGUAGAAUUUGUACAAUGUCCCAUCUCCCAUUCUUUUAUUUUUUAAAAAUUUUAUUUAUUUAUUUAGGCUUCAUUGGGUCUUCAUUGCUGUGCGUGGGCUUUCUCUAGUUGUGGAGAGUGGGGGCUACUCUUCGUUGCGGUGCGCGGGCUGCUCAUUGCAGUGGCUUCUCUUGUUGCGGAGCACGGGCUCUAGGCUCAGUCGUUGUGGCUCAUGGGCUCUAGAGCACAGGUUCAGUAGUUGUGGCGCAGGGGCUUAGUUGCUACAUAGCAUGUGGAAUCUUCCCGGACCAGGGAUCGAACCCAUGUCCCCUGCGUUGGCAGGGGGAUUCUCAACGACUGCACCACCAGGGAAGUUCCUGUUUAUUUAUUUUUUGACUUCACCAUGCGGCAUGCAGAUCUUAGUUCCUCAACCAGGGAUUGAACCCGUGCCCCCUGCAGUGGAAGCUCAGAGUCAUAACCACUGGACCCCCAGGGACGUCCCCUCCCAUUCUUCAUAUUGAUGAUUCUGUGUUUCCUCUGCCUGGCUAGAGGUUUAUCAUUUUUAUUGGUCAUGGGAAAAAACACACUUUGAGUUUGAUUAAUUUUCUCUAUUUUUUUCUGUUAUCUAUUUAAUUGAUUUCUAAUCUGUUAUCUCUGUUAUUUCCCUUCCUCUGUUUACUUUAGGUUUUGUUCUGCUUUUCUAGCUUCUUAAUAUGGUGUCUAUUAGGCCACGUGAGGCUGACCCAAGGCUCCCUGAAGCUGUUCAUUGUUUACAGUCUUGUUUUCUCUGUGUUCCAUUUUGGAUAGUUUCUAUUUCUAGCUGAAUAAUUGCUUCUUCUGCAGUGUCUAAUUGACUGUUAAUUCCACCCGUGUAACUGUCAUCCCAGACAUUAUAUUUUCCAGCUAUGGAAGUUUGAAUGGGUCUGUGUGGUAGUGUCCAUAUCACUGCUCAUCGUAUUCAGGGAUGCCGUGAUCUUCUUGAACAUAUUGAAAUAUAGUUACAAAAAUGGCUUUAGGGACUUCCCUGGUGGCGCAGUGGUUAAGAAUCCGCCUGCCAAUGCAGGGGACACGGGUUUGAUCCCUGCUCCAGGAAGAUCCCACAUGCUGCAGAGCAACUAAGCCCGUGCGCCACAACUAUUGAGCCUGCACUUUAGAACCCAUGAGCCACAACUAUUGAGCCCAUGUGCUGCAGCUACUGAAGCCCAUGCGCCUAGAGCCCCUG
Hippopotamus amphibius kiboko is the source of this 5718-nucleotide messenger RNA. RefSeq names its product asparaginase (gene ASPG). The record is from RefSeq and is a predicted model, not a curated record. The transcript is spliced from 14 exons. The coding region runs from base 50 to 1519 and encodes 489 amino acids. NCBI's taxonomy places the organism in Eukaryota, Metazoa, Chordata, Mammalia, Artiodactyla, Hippopotamidae. Gene Ontology annotation, molecular function: asparaginase activity; protein binding.